AUGGCGAAACGGACCCUCUUGGUGAUCGGCGAUGAUGGUCAAGCCAAUACAGAUGAUGAAAGCAGCAAGAGAGCUUUCAGCGACACAAUUGUGGAAGAAAGGAGCCAAAACCAAAAAUUGGGCUGUCGAGCUAGAAAUUUCAACCGGCCGGAAAAUCGCGGGCUCUUUCAUUCCGAUACUCGCCAGACCCACUUAUCAUUGAUUAUAGCUGCAACUCCGCUCGAGUCCUUGAAGCAGCCUCGACUCGUCAAGAUCGUGCAACGUGUUUAUGAUCCUCCGACAGCACACAAAGCCUACCGAUUCGUCUCUAGCCUCAGGAGACGUGGAGAAGAAGAGCUUGCUGGAAAGGCCAAGGAUCUAAUCGAGCAUUUCGAAGGCGCGGCUGACCAAGCCGGACGCGGUGCAAAGCCCGAAGUCGAAUCGAUCGUUCGCAAUCCUGGGGUUGGUCCGGGAUCACCCAAGACCGUAACGUUCUAUCAGAAUCCCGAGCAAGUGCGUAAUAUUCAGCAUUCUGAGGUCCUACGAGGCGCUGGGAGUGGAUCUCAUGGUGACGAAGUACCAAUCUAUAGAGAGCCUCGGGUCAAAAUCCUAUCGCCAUCUUACCCCGAGCCUCGGCCGCCCUCGUUCACCGAAUUCUCACCUGUCUGGCAAGACCACCAGCGGGCUCUCGAACGGGACCAGAGAAUGAUAGAGAACCUCAACAGCGACGUCUACAGAGGACAUGCGCGUAUCUCUGAAAAUUCCAACCACAUCAAGAACCUCAAGCUGGCCAACCAAGACCUGGAGGCUCAGCUGAAGGCGGCUAACCAGAGGCAGAGAGGCAGGAAGAUGCUCAUGUACACUGCUCUAGGCACUUCCGCCGUAACGGCUGGUACCGGAGCAGUCUACCAGGCAAUGUCGAGCAAGAAGAACCAGGAGCAGGAUGGUGCCAUCGAUGGACUGCAACAGGAAGUCGCUCGUCUCAGGGCUUUGAAUGCUCAGCGCAUGCCCACCUCGAUCAACGGUCCAGACGUCGCAGGGCAGGGUGUACCAGCUUUGAAUGGCCAGACUUUCCAGCCAACAGUGCCUGCUGGCCAGGCUGCCGGCGGCUCCGCUGGACUCGUCUGA
Pseudozyma hubeiensis SY62 is the source of this 1107-nucleotide messenger RNA. RefSeq lists its product as hypothetical. The record is from RefSeq and is a predicted model, not a curated record. The transcript has 3 exons. Bases 1 to 1107 code for a protein of 368 amino acids. Lineage: Eukaryota; Fungi; Basidiomycota; Ustilaginomycetes; Ustilaginales; Ustilaginaceae.